ACGCUCCCAGGAACUCCAGGAGUUGACUCCUCCAGGUGUAGAGUAGAUAACCAACGCAGACGGCACCCCCCGAUGUCAGAGCGAAGAUGCAAGUGUCAAGUGUCAAAAGUGCAAUCAUGGAAAGAUGAAUCUCCGGUCGAGGACCGACAGCCAGUUGAACGUUUUGAAAACGUUUUGAAUUCGCGGAAGAAAACCCAGACGAGACAAGACAGCCAUGGACUUUGGGAUAUCUGUUUCGUGAGGACUUUAUCAUGGCAACAACGGUUCAAAGUAUCACAUGUGGCAACUUUGUGUUUUAUAACAAUUUUGACUCUGCCAAUUUGGCAAGGGUUGAGCCUGUGAUCGCUGCCAACACCUCCAAUCAGGAUGGUUGUGAGACUGAGAGGAAGCCCUGCAAAACCUCUGAGACACUUCCAGAUUACGAGUUCAACGUCUGGACAAAGCACGACUGCCAUGGCACUGAAUUCCAGAAUAACAACAGGACGUGGUUUUACUUCGGGAUUAAAUCAUCAGCCCAGGGGGUGUCUGUCAAGCUCAAUGUUGUCAAUCUCAACAGACAGUCGAAGAUGUUCAGUCAGGGAAUGUGUCCUGUAUUCAAGGUCAUCCCUGGACACCCCCAGUGGGAAAGAAUUCGAGAUAAACCGACUUACACAAUGGACCAGAAAGGCAGUGAAUUCACAAUAUCCUUUACAAUUCGCACAUCAGAGAAUCCCAAAGCCAUAACAUAUGUCGCCUUCACCUAUCCCUUCACCUACACAGACCUUCAACAGUAUUUAAACAGGAUUGACGCCAGGAUGCAAAAGCAGAACUACGGGAAUACAGAUGCUAUUUAUUACCACCGAGAGUGUGCAAUAAAAUCCCUGGAGGGUCGUCGCCUGGACGUCCUGACAAUCAGCUCAUACCAUAAUAUAACGCCUGAGAGGGAGGAGAGGCUCAAGGGAAUGUUCCCUGAUGAAGCUGAGGAGAGAGCGAGAAAAUUUCGAGGGAAAAGAAUUAUAUUUGUCAGUGCCAGAGUGCAUCCUGGUGAGACACCGUCCAGCUUCGUGUUCAAUGGUUUUCUAAAUUUUUUAUUGAAUCGAGACGAUCCCAUUGCCAUGAUCCUGCGACGUAUUUAUGUCUUCAAGCUAGUGCCCAUGCUGAAUCCGGAUGGAGUUGCUAGGGGCCACUACAGAGUGGACACUCGUGGUGUCAAUCUGAAUCGAGUUUAUCUGAAUCCCUCGGCUAUCGAUCAUCCCACAAUUUUCGCUGCCAAGAGCCUCAUCAGUUAUUAUCAUAAUUUUUAUGAGGUCGUAAAUGCAGAGGAGACUGAUGAGGGAGGACAGGAUCAACAGAUCGUGGAAAGAACUGAAGACGUCACUCUCAUGACUCUAGACGACAAGGAAAAAAUCCUGGAGACCGAGCCUACCAGUGGAGGCUCUGGAAACGACGAAAUAAUAAAAUCUAGUACUAAAAAUAUUCCUGAGGGAGAUAAACCAGUGCCAAGGGGCUCAGAGGACUCUGGAAUCUUCCUGUACAUUGAUCUUCAUGGACACGCCUCGAAAAAAGGAGUCUUCAUGUAUGGAAACUAUUUUGAUGAUGCUGAUGACACGAUAAUGUGUAUGCUCCUGCCCAAAUUGAUGUCCAUAAAUAAUCCUAAUUUUCAUUUCACUUCCUGCAAUUUUGCCGAGCGAAACAUGUAUCUCAUAGAUAAGAGGGAUGGAAUGUCUAGAGAAGGCUCAGGACGAGUGGCUGUUUACAAAUUAACAGGAUUAAUUCGUAGUUACACACUGGAGUGCAAUUACAAUUCUGGAAGACUGGUGAACACGGUUCCAGCGAGGGUUAGGGAUGGAACUGGCAAGCUCCAGGGACACAUGUUCGUCCCUCCAAAAUAUACACCAACAGUCUUUGAAGAGGUGGGUUCUGCACUUGGUCCUUCCAUUCUCGACCUGACAAACAGCAAUCCGAACAGUCGUUUACCCAAUAGUCAGUAUCGUUCCCUCAGGGGUGUCAAAUCAUACUUGAAACUUACAUACAUCAACUCCCUUGCUGGCACCAUUCACAGACCACGACUGAAGCCACUGGCAUCCCACGAUAAUAUUGGACCAGUGAAGGAGUCACCCUGUCUAGAUGACAUUGUUGCCUCCAUGAACACUCCAAACGAUCCAAAUACCAGUCAGAAGAGCGAAACAAGUUGCACAUCGAAGUCUAGGGUAGUGAGACGUACAGCAUCUCUGUACACAGCAGUGAAACGAAUAAAGAGUGGCAAGAGGAGUUCACGUCAGCUUUCCACAAAUCGUAAGUCUCUGAAGAAUCAACGUUUGAGUAAUUCUGAAAAUGGCCAGGUGGUUUCUAAAAUCAGAUCUUCACGACGGGGCAUAAAGAGUCUCAAGGUGAUUCAUAAAAUCGUGGGGAAAAAGACGAGUCAGAUUGUCGAGCAGACUGGGGUCGUCAAGCAGGGAACCAAGAGACUCAAGAUCGUCCAGAGGAUCGUCAAGACCCGGCCCGAGGUUGGGGAGUCUUCAAAGUCAGUGGGGGAUGAGGACAAGAACAUGUCCAAGGGAAAUUUCGUUGAGAGAGUCCGGAAGGGGGUGAAAGCCACACAGAGAAGCUCUUCCAAGGCCAGUGCGAAGAACUAAAUCUUUUUUAAGCUUGCGGCUUGCUCGCAAUUUUUUUUUUUUGAGUGACUCCGGAGAGAUUUCGAUAUUUAUCCAGGAGGGAAAUCUCAUUUUCGAAUUUUCUAGUAGUCCUCUAGGGAAAUUUAUCGAGUGAAAAAUUUUCUAAGUGAGUAUACUGUGAUACCUUCAUUCUCCAACGCCCAUUUAGUGAUUCAUUGUUAUGUUUGAUUGCAAUCCUCUUCACAUAGUCUAUUUGCUAAUUAAAUUCAUAAAUUUAAUUUAUGAGAAGAAUCUAGAAAAAUGGAAAAUUCUCUGUUUUUCACUUUCUUCUGAUUACGGAUUGAAAGGGAGUAAAUGUUCUAGUGAAUCUAGAUUAGAGAAAUUCUUCGAUGAAUUUCGAUCACCUUUUUUAACAAUAAAAAAUAAUAAUAAAUAAAUACAAAGCCAAUGCACAGGAAUUGAUACUUUCCAUGAACAACUGACAUAUUAAAUUAUCUCGUAAUUUUGGAAAGUUAAUUUUUCAUGAGUAAUGAAAAUUGUAAGAACUGCUGUACCAAUCCCUCCAUUAAACCA
Messenger RNA from Fopius arisanus, 3167 nucleotides. Its product is annotated as cytosolic carboxypeptidase-like protein 5. The record is from RefSeq and is a predicted model, not a curated record. The coding region runs from base 252 to 2615 and encodes 787 amino acids. Gene Ontology annotation, biological process: proteolysis; protein deglutamylation. Gene Ontology annotation, molecular function: metallocarboxypeptidase activity; zinc ion binding. Lineage: Eukaryota; Metazoa; Arthropoda; Insecta; Hymenoptera; Braconidae. The transcript is spliced from 8 exons.